Molecule: messenger RNA, 1422 nt
Organism: Papilio machaon (common yellow swallowtail)
Lineage: Eukaryota; Metazoa; Arthropoda; Insecta; Lepidoptera; Papilionidae
Exons: 1
Coding region: 274-1392 (372 amino acids)
Biological process (GO): DNA integration
Molecular function (GO): nucleic acid binding
Source: RefSeq, a predicted model, not a curated record
AACAUAAGUAACGAAGUCGAGGAGCAGACCUGUUUUUUGUUAGAAAAUGUCAGAUUCAGUAGUGAAAAAACAAAACUUGUUAAGGAAUUUACAGCCAAAGAUGAAGAGUGUCAACUUUUAAUAUCGUAUAUAGGUAACGGUUGGCCAGACAAUAAAUACGAAGUCGAUGAACGUGUUCGCGCGCAGUGGUCCUACAGGGAAUUAUUUGAAUACGUCGAUGGCAUAAUUUUUAAGGACAAUCUUGUGUAUAUACCGCGCGGUCUGCGUAAGGAGAUGAUAGAACGCGUUCACGACGGGCACAUGGGCAUAGACCGUUGCAAGCGGCACGCGCGCGAGGUCAUGUUCUGGCCGGGCAUGUCGCGCGAUGUCGAGCAGCGCGUGCGGCGCUGCGCAGCGUGUACAGAGCGCGCUCCGCGCCCCCCGCGUGAACCCCUCUUGUUUCAUCACAUACCUGAUAUACCCUGGGUCAAGGUAGGUUCAGAUAUUUUUCAAAUAGGAAAAAACUAUUAUCUUAUAUUAGUGGAUUACUUUUCGAAUUUUGUUGAGGUAGUUAUGUUAACGAAUAUUUGUAGCAGAUCAGUUAUCGGCGCUUUAAAGGAGCAAUUUGCUCGACACGGCAUUCCGGCCCAUCUGGUGACAGACAACGGGCCCGCUUACGCGUCGAAAGAGUUCGCAUCGUUUUGUAGGACGUGGGGUUUUGAUCAUAUCACGACGUCGCCCCAUUAUCCGCAGUCGAAUGGACGGAGUGAGAGAACUGUUAGAACCGUAAAAGAAAUGUUAAAGAAAUCGUAUUUGUCGGGCACUGAUUUUUAUCUAGGAUUAUUAAAUUUUCGAGCGACACCGCGUGACGGCAUCGCUUCACCUUCGGAGUUAUUGAUGGGUCGUAGGAUAAAUACUCGGCUUCCCAUUCAUCUGAGCAAACUUAAACCUUCUCGAGACAAUAGCGAAGAUUAUAAAAACAUUCGAGAAAAACAAUUUAAGUGUAAAACUAGAUACGACUGGCACUCGAGGGCGCUCCCGGAGCUGCAGGCCGGGCAGGAGGUGAUCAUCGCGGACGGAGUGAGUCGGCGCAGGCGCGGCCGUGUGCAGGCGCGCGCUGCGCAACCACGAUCUUAUUUUGUUAGUGAUGCCGCGGGCAGAUGUUACAGACGUAAUAGGCGGCAUUUGAUUAAUAUUGGUCAGCAGGGCAGUGCCUAUGGCGCGACUGAACCCACUGAGAGCGGCUGCAUCCCGGGAACGUCUAGCGCAGACUCGGCAUUACAACGCGACCUAGGUAACGAGGCCACCACAAUCGCAACGUCUUCACUCUUACCCAAUAAUAAUGCGCAAAAAAUUGAUGUUAGGCAGGCGGCUAUUUCAGCGAAAAAUAAGUUUAAAAAUUUGUUUCCGUAAUUGAAGUUUAAAAUACUUAUUUAGUUUUAC